AUGUCAAGUCAAAAAAUAGUUCCAAUUAACUAUGUAACAAUAGACAUUAAAAAUUGGGAUGAUAUUCCAAAAGCUGUCAAUUGUAGCCCAGAUGUAAAGAAAGCCGUAGAUAGUAACAAUAUGGUAUAUACCACUAUAAAUGUUAGUGAUGCAAUGAUAAAACUUGCCACUGUAGGUGAACUACUUAAAGUUGCUAAUGCUGCCUCAAAUGGUUUUCCAUGCUCAGUCCCUAUCAUUUCAAUUCUUGCAGACUAUCAAAGUUUAGUUAACGAUACUGUAAAUACAACAUCAAAGUUUGUUUAUUUUUCAAUGGCCUCUCUUAGUCAACAUUCUUUAGCUCUUCGUAUUGUUCAAAAAUAUCCCCAAAAAGCACUAGCAUUACUCGGUAAAACAUCUGAAAAGGCUAAAGAGAUGUCUGAUAUUUGUCAAAAACUAAUAGACUUAGCAAAGAAUCUGGUAGAUAAAUCUAUUCAGGCCCUUAAAAUAGCAACUGGUGAUCAAGUGGGGGUAAUGGAAAAAGAAAAAGAAAAUCAAAAACUACAAGAUGAAUUAAAUGAAAAAGCCGCAGUGCUUAGAUCUGAAAUAGAAGAUUUGAAAACCCAAGUCAGUGAAUUAAAACAAUUGGCUGAAGAUGCUGGCAAAGAAGCUGCUGAAGCAAGAAAGUUUGGUAUGAUUUUACAAAUGGUAGAUGCAGUGGUACAUCCACUUUCUCUUUUAACUGGUCCAAUAGUCGAUGCAUCCCAUGGCGGUUCAAACAAAUCCAAAAUGGAUAAAAUCACUGGUAAAGAAACACCGGAUGCAUCACAAAAAAUCAAAGAAGAAAAAAAAAAAUAUCAAACCCAAGUUGAUGAAAAAAAGAGAGAAUUAGAAAAAAAAGAAGGUGAAUUAAAAAAAGUAGAGGCAGAACCAGAAUCACCAGAAAAAAAGCAAAAAAAAGAAAAAUUAAAUAAUGAAAUUAAUGAAAUUAAAAAUGCAAUCAAAUCACUAGGUAAUAGUCUUGCUAAGGUUAUGGAUGAAAUAUCCAAUGAAUAUAAAGAAAAAGCUGCUAAAAGUAAUGAGAAAGAGGCUGAAUAUAGAAAACUAAAAAACCAGUAUCAGGAUUUACAACGUAAAGCAAAUGCUGAUUUAACUGAAAAUGUAAUAAAGUUAAAAUUACUCUCUGAUGAAAAGAAUUAUUUAGAGGUUUCAAUUAAAUCGUUAGAAAUUACAAUUAAAACAAUGGGAAAAGUUAAAACUAUUUUUGAAAACACCCGUUUAUUCUGGCUUCAAGUUCAAAAUCAAUGUAAAAAUUUAAUUGAUAUUUCAAAUAUUAAAGAUUUAUCAGAAUUUGUUGAUAUUGAUGAAGAAUUCCAAAUCGAUUAUUCCAAUCAAAUUAAAAAAUCGGGUUUAAAAUGGUUAGCACUUGCUAGUAUUAAUUAUAAUGCAGCAAAUGCUAUCACUAGCGUAAAAAAGAAUUUUGAUCAAAUAAUGUCCAAUCUUCCGGGUAAAGAAGAAGCCAUUCAAAUUGUUAAUGAGUGUACUGGUAAAAUUCAAAAAGCAUUAGAAGAUGAAAAUAAGAAAAUUGAUAAUACUAAAAAACUAAUUGAAGCCCAAAACAAUAAUCCAACCCAACCAGUUAGUGCUUAA
Dictyostelium purpureum is the source of this 1626-nucleotide messenger RNA. RefSeq lists its product as uncharacterized. The record is from RefSeq and is a predicted model, not a curated record. The transcript is spliced from 4 exons. Lineage: Eukaryota; Evosea; Eumycetozoa; Dictyosteliales; Dictyosteliaceae. The coding region runs from base 1 to 1626 and encodes 541 amino acids.